AUGGGAACGGGACGUGGCAAGGAUCUGUGGAAACCCCCUCCCCACGAGGUGAAGCGGAGUCCGCUCCAGAGCCCCGAAGUUGGGGUCGGGGAUGUCACAGAAAUCACCAGGGCAGCCAAUUCCCAUCCACAGGGGGCCCAGGAUGACCCAGCACCCUCAAGCUCAGCCCCAAGCUCGGGCCAGGGAGUGAAGCCCUUGUCCCCAAGCAACAGAGUGAAGCCGGGACCAGCGACCAGAAGUGCUUCUGACGUUAACGCGACACACGGAAGGUGCGUAGGGUACGUAGUGGAAGUGACCGCAGAGGCCUCUGGGUAUUGUAGUUUUGGAGCUAGAGAGGCGGGCAAGCAGUUGGCUUUGCCCACACAGGGUGCCUCUGACAUCUGCACAGCGCACACAGCCGAGUUUAAGAGCCCACUGUUAAGAUGCCCAAGUGACGUUGACAAGUUUCUCCUCUGCGAGCCAAUGAGAUCUGAUGACUGCGAGAGCAUCAUGGGACCGCCAAAGGAUUCUGGAAAAUGCGGUCCCGGGUGGCCAGUGUGCGCUGACCUUCACCUGCAGGUGCGGCUUGAGGGAAACUUCUGGAGGGUGGGGUGGAAUUGAAGCAGAGGCACAAUUGUAACCUUUCUGCUCAAUAUGGGUGUUUUCUUUAUGCAUUAGUUUGUGUUUUUAAAGAUAUUGCAUUAAAAAUUUGUUUAUCU
Molecule: messenger RNA, 698 nt
Organism: Cercocebus atys (sooty mangabey)
Lineage: Eukaryota; Metazoa; Chordata; Mammalia; Primates; Cercopithecidae
Exons: 4
Coding region: 1-600 (199 amino acids)
Source: RefSeq, a predicted model, not a curated record